Parasteatoda tepidariorum (common house spider) is the source of this 4480-nucleotide messenger RNA. Its product is annotated as homeobox protein Nkx-6.2. Lineage: Eukaryota; Metazoa; Arthropoda; Arachnida; Araneae; Theridiidae. Gene Ontology annotation, cellular component: nucleus. The record is from RefSeq and is a predicted model, not a curated record. Gene Ontology annotation, molecular function: DNA-binding transcription factor activity, RNA polymerase II-specific; RNA polymerase II cis-regulatory region sequence-specific DNA binding. Gene Ontology annotation, biological process: regulation of transcription by RNA polymerase II; cell differentiation.
ACCGCUACUGCCUCAUUCCCACCCCCUUGUCAUUGUUCUGCCACUUCUGAUGGCGGUCCGUCUUCCGAUUGGCUUAUCUCAAAGACUACUAAGCCAAUAAGAGCGAGGUUUUAAACCCCGCCUACAAAGCGAAACCUACCCUCGUUUCCUGCUGUAGUUCGUCAUUGAUAUUAGACACUUAGUAAUAGUGGGUUGUUCUUAGUGCUCGUGGUGGAAAAGUUUUUUAAAAAAAAGCGCCAAAGGAAAAUAAAAACAUUAUUAUUUAUAUAUCUAACUUGAAUUAAUUUAUUUUUUAGACCAUAAAAAACAAUGAUGCGCAUUAAUAUCGAGAAUUUUUUUAGACUUGUUUAUCUUUAGAACUUUCCAUGUAGGGACUGAUUGUUUAUCAACAAGCGAAUUCGAAAACUGGACUUACUAACAGUCGGUUACGACUGACUAUGUUGGAAUUCAACACACCAGCAACAACAGCAGCUAGCUCAAUGUUGUCCAUGCUCAAUAUCAACAUGGAGGCCUCGCGGCAGAACUUUUUAUUGGGAAACCCACCUUUAGCGGCAUUGCAUUCGAUGGCAGAUAUGAAACCAAAUGGUGUGACACCUUAUCCUAGUAGCCAGACUUUGAAGCCUUCUCCAAUGACACCAACCAGUUCCUCGGGGACGCCCCACGGUAUUAAUGACAUCCUGGGGCGGCCAGUGUGUACAUCAGCACCAGCAUUGGGAACUUUAAGCGCCCUGCCUCGACUGAGUUUAGGAAUGGGUGCUGGUAUGUACUUUGGAGGUCCGAAAAUCGGGCUUGGUGAUUUGCCGGGAAGGCCUCAUAUAUAUUGGCCUAAUGUCUUGCAAAGUCAAGCACUAUGGAGGGAUAGAUUUGCAUCUGCGGCAGCAGUUCAGAAUGCUGUAGAUAAAGAUGGAAAGAAGAAACACACGAGACCAACUUUCUCUGGGCACCAAAUCUACGUUCUAGAAAAAACAUUCGAACAAACUAAAUAUCUGGCAGGCCCUGAAAGAGCAAAGCUGGCUUAUGGUUUAGGAAUGUCAGAAAGUCAAGUAAAAGUUUGGUUUCAGAAUCGGCGGACGAAAUGGAGAAAAAAACACGCCGCAGAAAUGGCAACAGCAAAGAAAAAACACGACUCGGAAGCAGAACAAAUGCGCAACGAUGAUUGUUCUGAUCAAGACGAACUAGACUGUCGGGACAACAAACGACUGAAAAGAGAAAACGAACUCUCACAUCAUCAUCAUAACCAUCAUCGGCAACACGACGAAUCUUCGGAUAGUAUGCCGUCUACCUAGUUCUUUCCAACAAUCGAGUGAACCUAGUAGGCCAUGGUUUCCGGAAGAAUUCGCCAUUUAUGCUAUCAACACGGCCUUGUACUCGAUUUCAUUCACAUCUUGAUCUGCAAAACAAGUUGCUCUAAGUGAUGAGAAAUUUCAGUGAUAGAUGCUGUCAUAAUUAGAGUUCCUAUAUCUAAACAGAGUUACGACAAGCAGCUUUAAACUGUACAGAUCUCACUUUCUUACACCGUCUCAGAAGCUGAAUCCGGCUUAUAGUUUGUCUAAGCUAACAAACUCCUUCCGCCACAAAGUCUGAGGCCGCCUGGGGCUAUGGAAACAGGAAUGGUGCAUUUUAGGGAGGGUAGCUACACUCUAGGACUAGACAGAAGAAAGAGAUUCCCUUUCUAAUGCCGACCCGAACCGAAAUCACCCAAAAACAGUGAUCCCACACCCCUACUUGAAAUAGUCAUAUCUUGUUACCAUAGUCACCGCCACAGGUCCAGACGAGCGUCUGGGGGAGUUCUUAUUUUAGACAAACUAUAGCUGUAUUUAAUCAUGAUAGCUGUAUCGUUUUUUUUUCUUCUUCAGCUACGGUUCUAUAAACUAAUUAUAACUGAUUCAGCUCUUGGAAUGUAAAACGUUUUUCAAAAUUUUCUAUUAAAAAUGGCUUGUUAGCAAGAAAUUGAACUUUUUAAUCGAAAAUUAACAGAACAAAAUAACAAAUAACUUAAGUGUAAAAAAUAGCCAUCUUAGUUUUUAAAGGCGAAUUUUGUACGUAACGCUUAUAGUUACAUCAUAUUUAUUCACUGUAUGUCGUAGCGCUUUAAACUACGCUUAGAUAUAAGAACUCUAGUCGUAAUAAAUCACAAACAUGAAUUCUUUUCAAGUAUCGUAUGCGUGAGACGUCAUAUCUCACUACAAUUUCUCACCGCCUGUUUAUCGAAUCAACCUGAUAGUUUCAUAACAUCUCGGAUAGUUAAUGGCAUAUGAACGCACAAAUAUAACUGAAAUAGAAUCAUUCAUUAUUUUAUUUAUAAAUUGUGGAUUGAUCAAAAGCACACUAACAGUUGUUUAGUUAUGGCAUUAGGGAUAAUAAUAAAACAAUGUAUUGUUUUAUCAUUUUCCUUAAUACCAUAACUGAACAAUUAUUAGUUAUAAUCACUUAUACACUAAAAAAUAUUUUUUGUUUAAUGCCUAAAACUGAUAAAAGAAAAAAUUUUAAAAAUGGAAAGCGCAAACAUUAUAAGACAAACUAAAAUAGCUAUACUCCGUAGCAAGUAAAAAAUGCGAGUAAAAUACUCAAAGUUGUUCAUUUGUUUAGCGAAAUUUCUUUUAUCAUUUGAGAAAGAUGUGAAUUAUAUCUUUCUAAAUAUGAUCUUACUGAGAUAUUAAUCAUCUUGAUCCAUAUGAUAAUGUUCUUUUAUUAUCAUAUGCAGCAUUCCAUAAAUAUUAAUAUCCCAUAUCCCAUAUUAAUAUCCCAUAAAUAUUUUUUUUGCAAGAAUGUUUAAAAAAAUAAGCACAUAUUUUUUACCUCAUGAACGCUAAAUAAAAUAUAAUGUCGUCAGAUUUUUAUAUGAAAUCAAUUUUUAUAUUUAAUGUAGAAUUGUACCUCAUUAGGACACUUUUUGAUUUCAGAAAAUAGGAAAUCUUCAAAAUUUCUUAGAAAACCAUUUGCAAACAAAUAAACUUUAAAACUACAUAAAAUCAUUUACUUUUUCAAACUAACAAAUUGUUAAAACUAAAUAAAAUCAUUUACUUUCUACAAAUAGGAAUUCCUUAAAACUACUUUUAACUCUCUUACUUUCUACUAAUAGGAAAUACCUAAGAAUUACAUAAAAUAUCUUGCUUUCAACAAAUAGGAAAUCCUUACAACUACAUAAAAUCUUUUACUUUCUACAAAUAAGAAAUCCUUAAAACUACUUGAACUCUCUUACUUUCUAUAAAUAGGAAAUCUCUAAGAAUUAAAUAAAAUUUCCUGCUUUCAACAAAUAGGAAAUCCUUAAAACUAUAUAAAAUCGUUUACUUUCUACAAAUAGGAAUUCAUUAAAACUACUUUUAACUCUCUUACUUUCUACAAAUAGGAAAUACCUAAGAAUUGCAUAAAAUAUCUUGCUUUCAACAAAUAGGAAAUCCUAAAACUAUAUGAAAUAUUUUACUUUCUACAAAUAGGAAAUCCUUUAAACUACAUAAAAUUUCUUAUUUUCUAUAAAGAAAAUAGGAAAUCCCUUAAACUACAUAAAAUUUCUUACUUUCUACAAAUCAAAUGGGAAAUCCUUUAAACUACAUAAAAUUUCUUAUUUUCUACAAAUCAAAUAGGAAAUCCUUUAAACUACAUAAAAUUUCUUAUUUUCUACAAAUCAAAUAGGAAAUCCUUUAAACUACAUAAAAUUUCUUAUUUUCUACAAAUCAAAUAGGAAAUCCUUUAAACUACAUAAAAUUUCUUAUUUUCUUCAAAUCAAAUAGGAAAUCCUUUAAACUACAUAAAAUUUCUUAUUUUCUACAAAUCAAAUAGGAAAUUCUUAAAACUUAAUAGAAUCUCUUUUCUGCAAAUAGGAAAAGGUUACAGUGGUGAUUUCGAGUACAACAUGCUCCUAAGUGCAAUAGAAUAAAUCGAAAUGUAAAUAACAAAAUAAGAAGGAUUUUCAGUGUUGAAAACAAAAUACAGAGAACAACGUAGAAAUCUUUGAAAAAUAAGAUUUAAAUGCAUCAUAUGCUGAGCAUAUGAGUUCGGCUGGUGAAUUGUUAUGAACAUUAAGAGACUUGACAAUUCACAUAUUUCAAUUGAACAGAUGAAAAUGAACAAUUAUGCAAAUGAGAAUUAGAUCAAUUAUUGUUUCCAAGGACUGAAGAAAAUAUCCUGAUUUCCUUAAAAAAUAAUGAAGAAAUUUGUAUAAAUUUUAUUUUGUUUUCUUGUUUUCCAAACCAUGUGUAUUUAAAAGUUUGUGUUUUAUUAUAUCAUGAAAGAAGUAUAAUCGUAUUUUACGGUCCUUUUGAAUUAAUUUAAAAUUUUCUCUCUUUUGUGGGGAAAUUUAAUUCUAGUUUCACAAUUGCUUUUUAUUUCAUGCAGCAAAAUAUGAAUAUUUUAUGAUUAGGACCGUAAAAUUCAGUUAUACUUUUAAGAAAACAAGUUUAUUUCUGUGAUAUUUAAUUUUACUUAUAGAUAUUGUAUUAGUAAAUAGAUGUACAUAUAUAUGCCAAAAAUACGAGAAAAA